Molecule: messenger RNA, 538 nt
Organism: Moneuplotes crassus
Lineage: Eukaryota; Ciliophora; Spirotrichea; Euplotida; Euplotidae
Source: the annotation of a GenBank genome assembly
GGGUGAAUAUUCGCAAGGAACUUAUUGAUGAAGCAAGACAAGGAAUUACAGACAACUUAUAUGCAGAAAGUCAAAGGCUAUUUGAAACAAGUGUUUGGAAGAAAGAAGGAGCUAUCUACACAGCUGUGAGAGAUAGGUGACCACUUCAGGUUCUUGUGGCGGAUCUCUCAUAGACCCUUUGAUAUCCUUCAGAGUGCUUAUUACUCGUUCUCGCUCAAGACUAUAUUUGAGUUCUCGAAUAUCGGCAAGCAAAGAGUGAUGAGCACACAGUUCUUCAUCCAAGGGGCACAGGAUUACAAUAACAUGAAACUUAUGCUGGCCCAGUCGAAUUUCAAGGAAAUGCUAUACUUCGGUGGAGCUGCUCUAGUGACCGCAUAUUGUACCAGAAAGUUGGUCCUGAUGAGACACUCCUACAUUCGGAGGUACCAGACUGUUAAGACUUAUCGGGUGGAUCAGAAGAUGAUUGAGGAGAAGCCAAAGUCGUUCAAUAAGCACUUCUCAGGCUAUACCUUCUUAUAAGUUGGUUGUAAACCUUUCA